Molecule: messenger RNA, 1119 nt
Organism: Pleuronectes platessa (European plaice)
Lineage: Eukaryota; Metazoa; Chordata; Actinopteri; Pleuronectiformes; Pleuronectidae
Gene: irx5b
Product: iroquois homeobox 5b
Exons: 3
Coding region: 1-1119 (372 amino acids)
Biological process (GO): cell development; neuron differentiation; regulation of transcription by RNA polymerase II
Cellular component (GO): nucleus
Molecular function (GO): DNA-binding transcription factor activity, RNA polymerase II-specific; RNA polymerase II cis-regulatory region sequence-specific DNA binding
Source: RefSeq, a predicted model, not a curated record
AUGUCGUACCCUCGGGCUUUUCUCCUCCAGUCCUCCGUGUCCGUGUCUCUUCCUCCGGCUCCGUCCUUCAGCGCCGGCCUCCUCUUGGCACCGAGGACCGAGGAGCUGACUCGCUCCUCUUCGGGCUCCGCCUUCGCUCCGUACCCGGGAUCAGCGACUUCUCCCGGCUUCAACCUGCACCUCCGGUACGGGGGAGGAAGAGGAGCAGGAGGAAGAGGAGCCGGAGGAAGAGGAGCCGGAGAGGCGCGGGCCGCUGAGACCCUCAGCGGGUUCAUGAGUCCAGGGUUCGACCCGUCCUCAGGGACCCCCCCCUCCUUAGACUUCCUCCCGUUCGGGGCCCUGGGGCCCUUCCCGUACUGUGACCCCGCCUACAGGAAGAACGCCACGCGGGACGCCACGGCCACGCUGAAGGCCUGGCUGAACGAGCACAGGAGGAACCCGUACCCCACCAAGGGCGAGAAGAUCAUGCUGGCCAUCAUCACCAAGAUGACCCUGACCCAGGUGUCCACCUGGUUCGCCAACGCCCGGCGGCGGCUGAAGAAGGAGAACAAGAUGACAUGGACGUCACGGAACCGGAGCGAGGACGAGGAGGAGGAGGACGACAUCGAGCUGGAGCGGAACGAUGAAGACGAGGGAACGCAGAAGACGAAGACUGGGGGCCGUGCCUCCUCGGUUCUGGACUCCACUGAGCUGAUGUUCAGAGACGGGAGAAGCAGUGACGUUGAUCUGGACUUUAACGAGUCGGGGGACAGGAGCCCCCACACCCCCGGUCCCCCCCCCACAGGGACGCCUCCUCAGAACUCACCACUCGAGAGCGGGUCGAAGCUGGAGUCCAGAGACUCCUUUGCCAGCAUCCAGGGGCCCAACCCGGCCCCUAAACCCAAACUGUGGUCCCUGGCUGAGAUCGCCACGUCGUCGGACAAAACAAAAGGCUCUAAUGAAUCGUCUCAGAGUGGGGGGGGCGGCCACAGCCCCUCCCUGCCCCAACACCUCUACUACACCUCCCCCUUCAUCCCAGCGUACUCCCACUAUGGCCCCCUGGGGCCCCUGCACAGCAACCUGGCCGGUCAGCUGCGGUCAGCUGGAGCUCACGAACUCAGGAAGGAGACGGACAUGUAG